AUGCUGAAACAGCCUUUAGCACCCAUUUCUAUUCUAAAAGAAAAACCAGCUAAGAAACACACUCUACCCCACGUCAAAGGAAAACCCCAAAUUCUCUACAAAUACAAGUCCUCUGCCCAAAAAAACAUCCUCCAAAAAGAGCUUAGUCCCGAAACAUUUUACAUCAAAAGUAUUGACUACAAAACUCUUUCAAAAUCUCUCCAAGCUUAUCUUGAAAUUUCACACAAAAAGAACAGCAUCAGACCCGAUAAAUUCGCGUACCAGGAAAAACAAUUUCCAAACCUCAACGAAAAGCCCCAAACGACCAAUGAGAAUCAAAAUGUAGCUGUGGAGAAUACUGACGGCUCAGACUUAUACUGUAUCUGCAAGAGACCGUAUGUCCAAGGAGAAAUCAUGUUCAAAUGUGAAGGUUUCUGUGGGAACUGGUAUCAUCCGGAAUGCAUCAACUUACACAAUAGUGAAAUUGAGAGGCAGUUGAAUAGUUCGGAAAGAUGGUAUUGUCCUAAUUGCAUGCAAGCUGCACUAGAAGUAGUCGAUGACUCAGGUUUAUCAAGAGAAAAUAGGAAAUCUAGAUUUAAAUAA
Blepharisma stoltei is the source of this 582-nucleotide messenger RNA. NCBI's taxonomy places the organism in Eukaryota, Ciliophora, Heterotrichea, Heterotrichida, Blepharismidae. The record is from the annotation of a GenBank genome assembly.